AUGUUAAAUAUAAAAAGUAUCUUAUGGAUGUGCUCUACAUUAGCUGUAACACACAUGCUUCCUAAAGUCAAAGCAGAAAAAAAAGCCCAGGUAAAGGGAUCCCUCUCGGGAACUUCAGUCCUGCCAUGCUUCUUUUCAACUACACCCACUAUUGCCUCCAGCUACGCACCUGAAUAUCUUCGAAUCAAAUGGUCAAAGGUUGAACUGGAUAAAAAUGGAAAAGAUGCAAGAGAAACCACGGUCCUGGUUACCCAAAAUGGCACCAUCAAAAUGGGCCAAAACUACAAAGACAGAGCCUCUGUUCCAACCCAUUCAGAGGAGACGGGUGAUGCUUCACUGACUCUCUCUAAGCUGCGCGCCAGCGAUGCAGGCGUGUAUCGCUGCGAUGUUAUGUACGGAGUUGAAGACGCACAAGGCAUUGUAUCGUUGGCUGUUGAUGGUGUUGUAUUUCACUAUCGUGCUGCAACCAGCAGGUAUACUCUGAAUUUUACACAAGCUCAACAGACUUGUCUGAACAAUGGUGCUGUCAUAGCAAGCCCUGAACAACUGAAAGCAGCCUAUGAAGAUGGAUUUGAACAAUGUGAUGCUGGCUGGCUGGCUGACCAGACUGUUAGAUAUCCAAUUAGAUAUCCGAGAAUCGGCUGCUUUGGAGAUAAAAUGGGAAAGAAAGGAAUCAGGACAUACGGACGCCGUUUUCCUAAUGAAACUUAUGAUGUAUAUUGCUAUGUGGAACACAUGAAAGAUCAAGUCGUUCAUGUUUCGGUUCCUAUGAAGCUAACUUUCGAAGAAGCUAAGGAGUUGUGUCGGAGAAGAGAUGGCGUUCUUGCAUCUGUUGGGAACCUGUAUGUUGCCUGGAGGAACGGUUUUGACCAGUGUGACUAUGGCUGGCUGGCUGAUGGAAGUGUUCGCUAUCCUGCAUCUGUGGCUAGGCCCCAAUGUGGAGGAGGUUUACUUGGGGUGAGAACCCUUUUUUUGACUUUCUCAUGUAAAAAAAUCAUACCAGAGUCUACAACUCUUAAACUGGGUACAUCUCUGAACACUAUGUCAGACAGUGUGAAACCAUCAUCUGCUAAAGUUACUCUUAAACCUCCUAUUUUUGAGGCUUCAGUUACUGAAAUGGCUAUCACCAAAACAAAGGUCCCUUAUUUAGAGGAAACAACCCUUGAGAGUGAAGAAGAUAUAGAAAUGACUACUGCUUUGGCUGAGGAAAAAAGGAAAAUGGAGGUGCUUAUGAAGAACAAUAAGUUAACCACCAUUCUACCUCAAACUGUCACAGAUGGUGAAUUAAGCACUUAUGAUGCACUGGGAAGGACUCAAUAUGAUGUUUCACCUAGCUUAACAGAGAGCACAUCUGCAGCUUUGGAGGAACACACUUAUUCUGAAGCAGAAUUGCCCAAGGAACAAGGUAGGUCUGAAAGCAUUAAGAAGGAUGCUUUCUUGACCCCUGUUAUUUUUCAGGAUAGCACAACUGUAGUUAAGAGUUCUUCUGUUUCAUGGGAAGAUAUUGAAACAGGUAAUUCGGAAAACCAUGAUGAUGACCAGACUGAACAAAUAGAAGUGGGUCCUAUGAUGACACCUACAGACAGCUUGGUAUCAACUUCACAGAGGGGGUUUCCCGGGACAGGGACUUCAGUUUCACUAACAAAAGAGAAAAGCUAUUUUGGUACCCAGUCAACAAAAGAACCCCCCAAAAAAUCAAUGGAAGCAAAAUCUGACAAGAACCUUACAACUGUUGUAAUCCCCAAAUCUUUUUUCACUGAUCAGUAUGAUCUUACUACAGAGGGAGAGGGCAAUGAAAGCAUGUUCACUAUUAUGCCUGAUAGGAUUUCUGGCAUGGUUACUAGUAACAUCCCAGAAUCAGAUGUUCCUGCUAUAUCAGAAACAUUCUCAGAUGAGCAUGUGGUAACCACUGAACAAUUUUCUACGGCCAAAGAGUCAACUCCAUCAUUUAAAUUUAGUUCCUCUGCAACUCUGUUUGAGGAUAAUGAAGCAUCAGCUGAAGGAAGCAGAGAGGACUUGAAAGAUGAGCAGCCUACCAUGUCAUCUGCAAUACCUGUGUCUAUUAUUCUACCAGCUGUUAGUCAGACAGGAUCUGAGGCCAUCACACUCUCAGGAAGUGUUACUUCCCCUCAAAGCUUUGGAGAGAGUGUCACAUCCAUCAUCCACUCAUCUCCACAAACAGUAAGAUCGGCCAUUUUAGAAGAACAGGAAAAAGCAAAGGAGCCAGAAGAGCAGACAAUUGAUGUUACAACCCCUUAUAGCACAACAGUCACUCCUGCUUCUGUUAAAACAGAAUCUGAGGGAUAUUUUGUAAGUGAGAAGUCCACACCUGCCCCUCCAGUCUCCAGCAUAUGGCUACUGACAGAAAAGGGAAUGGAGCCUACAUCCUCUCCAGGGAAAAUUAUGGAACAUAUGAAACACUCAGGAGCAACAAGUUCAGAAAUAAGAGAUGAAAUUAAGAUAAGCACUAAGCCAAUGGAAACAAAAGAUGCUGAAGAAGCUUCAUCUGCUGUUUCUGAUCAGAGUAAAGAUAUUGGAAGUGUCUUCCCCCCAAGCAGCUCUUCAGUUUUGAAACUAAUCAUGGUAUCCAGAAUAUCAGUGGAUGAAGAUAGUACAACAAUAAAGCCUUUUAGAUCCUUAAGUGAUAUGGAAUUAACUGCUUUGCCCACGUUUAUGGAGGUCACUGAACGUGAAGGAUAUGAAACAUCAGGGUAUAUUUUGAAAAUGUCCAUGCCUACCCCAGAAGUUGAGCAAAAAGAGGUUACUGAGAAAUCAAUAGCAACACCUGCUGAUGAAGAUGUCACUACUGAGAUGGAGGCUUCAUUACACACAGUGACAGAAGAUCAGACAAGCAUUGCAAUGGUAACUGAGGAAGAAUCACUGACAACUCUUCAAGACAUAGGAACAUCAUCAGUUGGCUUUGUAGGAGCAAAGGAAUCUAUAAUACUUACAGAUGUAAGAAAGAUAAGUACUACAGUUGCCCAGAAAGAACAUGAUGUUUCCAUAGUUUUGGUUACUGUUGAAAAUGGGUUCACUAGAGAUAUGCAAAUAAUUGAUCAGACUACUUCUGGUGGUUUUGUUCCAACAGAAACAACUGCAAAAGAUAGUGAAGUAUUUCUAGAUGAGCUCUUCACAAAAGAUCAAGAUAUGGAAUCAGGUACUUCUACAGAUUCGACCUUACCUGUGACAACUAUUCAAAUACAGGAACAACAGAUGAUAUCAGAAUCUGAGUCAUCUCAAUCAACUGUUCAAGAGAAGCAGGAUGAGGCAGGUUCAGCCUACGAUGAAACAUAUCCAGCAACAGAAGUAUCAGUGCCUUCAGUAAAGCUGACAGAUUAUGGAAGAGUCCUAGGACCUGCUGAAACAAACACUGUCACCUUGCACCUCACAGUGACUUUCAAAGCUGCAACUGCUGCUGAUCAAGAAGAAAAGAUUACUGAAGCAAUGUCUGCAACAGCAAGCAUCCAAACAAAAACAGAUGAAAGCAGAGGAACAUCUGCCAAAGAAGAGGACAGCAACAUAGUGAGUUGGGAAUCCGUGUUGCCCCCUCAUACAGUGCCGACAGACCAUUCUACUUCGGAAAGCAUUACUCUUCUGACGUUGGGAGCUUCUCCAAGCCAAACUUUGGAAGGUUCAGGAGUAUCAGAAGAACCUGAAGAAAUCAAACCAGUUAUAAUUUCAGUAAAUGCAACAGAAAAAACAAUCCGCAGUGAUGUAACUACAUUUUCCAUUAGUGCUGUAGACAAAAUUCAGCCUACGGCAGCAUCCAAACCUACCCCAAAGUCACCACGUAUCAUUCUUGAGGAUGAUGAAAUAGUAACAAGUAGUGAUAUCAUAAUAAUUGAUGAGUCUAUUUCCCCCAGUAAAGUCACUGCUGAUGAUGAUCUGACAGGAAGAAUGUCAGAACUGGAAAUUGAUAAUGAAUAUUUCACAUCAUCAACUGCUACCGCAGUUGCACGACCUACUGCACCACCCAAAAUGAAGGAGGCCACAGAGGCAUUACAACCUCAAGAGGUCUCUCCUCCUACUUCAUCCCCUGAUCGUGGAAGUGCCAUAAGAUUGUAUGUUAUUCAAAUCACAGGCAAUGAUACAG
Molecule: messenger RNA, 4093 nt
Organism: Tinamus guttatus (white-throated tinamou)
Lineage: Eukaryota; Metazoa; Chordata; Aves; Tinamiformes; Tinamidae
Source: RefSeq, a predicted model, not a curated record